Prosopis cineraria is the source of this 2080-nucleotide messenger RNA. Its product is annotated as glycosyltransferase BC10-like. Gene Ontology annotation, cellular component: membrane. The coding region runs from base 472 to 1647 and encodes 391 amino acids. Gene Ontology annotation, molecular function: glycosyltransferase activity. NCBI's taxonomy places the organism in Eukaryota, Viridiplantae, Streptophyta, Magnoliopsida, Fabales, Fabaceae. The transcript is spliced from 11 exons. The record is from RefSeq and is a predicted model, not a curated record.
UGACCAAUAGCCGGCAGCGAUGUUUUUUGGCAAGGUGUAUCGCCUGUGUCUGUGUGAGUUUCGUUUUAGAGAGAGAAAUCGAAGCAGAGAGAGAGAGUGAGUGAAAGACCAAGUAAACGAAUCACUGAAUCAAACAAACACACCCAGUCUCUCACAUCUCAUCACGCCUAUAAUAUGGUUAUCUCUCUCUCUCUUUCACUCUCUGCGUGUGCAUGCUUUUCUUCUCCCUUUGCCCUAGAUCUUCCUCAAAUAUUGGUGGUGGGUUCGACAAGAUCUUUGAAUUGAAGUUGGAUUCUCGUGAAUAUUCGAUCUUCUUCGAUCCUCUGUGCAGCUGAAACUUUCAGGUUUAUCUACAUCAAUCUGUCAAAGGUUCAUUUUAGGCUUUAUAUAUUGGUUUCUUUGUGCUUGAGGAUGCUGAAUGCCGAUAUUAGGGAGAUCUUUUGGAGGUGAUACUGUGAUGCCUUUACUUGGAUGAAGACCGCACAAGUUUGGCAUCUAGGCAUUGGAGAUUUGCAGAUCCUGCAUAUGUCGCGCCACCGCCCUCCCAUGAAGAAACCAAUCUGGAUAAUUAUCCUGGUCUUAUUUGUGUGCAUGUUUUUGAUUUGUGCUUACAUCUACCCACCCAAAAGCAGUUCAGCCUGUUAUGUCUUUUCUUCUAGAGCAUGCGAUGUUGUUUCUCAGUGGCUUCCACCUGUUCCUGCAAGGGAAUACACAGAUGCAGAGAUUGCAUCACAAGUGGUUAUUAGGGAUAUUUUGAGUGCACCAUAUGUUCCUAAAAAUCCAAAAGUUGCCUUCAUGUUUCUGACACCUGGUUCCCUUCCAUUUGAGAAAUUGUGGGAUAAGUUUUUUCAAGGUCAUGAAGGGAAAUUCUCAGUUUAUGUGCAUGCAUCUAAGACUAGACCAGUUCAUGUGAGCCGUUAUUUUGUUAAUCGGGAUAUACGCAGUGAACAGGUGAUCUGGGGUAAGAUUUCAAUGGUUGAUGCAGAGAGACGGCUAUUGGCAAAUGCUUUACAAGAUCCUGAUAAUCAGCAAUUUGUUUUACUCUCUGAUAGUUGUGUGCCACUGUAUAGUUUUGACUAUAUAUACAACCAUCUGAUGUUAACAAAUAUUAGCUUUGUUGACUGUUUUAAGGAUCCUGGGCCCCAUGGCAAUGGUAGGUAUUCGGAACAUAUGUUACCUGAAGUUGAGGUGAAGAAUUUCAGAAAGGGUGCACAGUGGUUCUCAAUGAAGAGACAGCAUGCUAUUAUAGUUAUGGCUGACAAUCUGUAUUACUCAAAAUUCCGUGAUUACUGCAAGCCUGGUCUGGAAGGGAAGAAUUGUAUUGCUGAUGAACAUUACAUGCCAACCUUCUUCAAUAUCGUUGAUCCUGGCGGAAUUGCAAACUGGUCAAUAACUCAUGUGGACUGGUCUGAGAGAAAAUGGCAUCCAAAAUCAUACAGGGCACACGAUGUUACGUACGAGCUUUUGAAGAAUAUUACGUCCAUUGAUGUGAGUGUGCAUGUUACCAGUGACGCCAAGAAAGAAGUACAGAGUUGGCCUUGCUUAUGGAAUGGGAUUCAGAAGCCAUGUUACCUAUUUGCUAGAAAGUUCACUCCUGAAACACUGGACAGCUUGUUGCUAAUUUUUUCCAAUUAUUCCACACCUUGAGCCACACCUAUUCUUGACUCAAUUCUUUCAUCGGUUCUACCAAUUGUUGCUCCUUUCGGCCCUCUUGUCCCGUUGUCAUCUUGGUUUCUCAUAUAGCAACAUUAUUGAUAAGUUGUAAAUUACAGCCAUUGUUGAGGCUUGAAAUUGAAUGCGGCCUGUCAAAGCCUCAGAUAUAUAUGUAUAGGGUGCAAGAGAAAAUGGCAUAUUGGCAUUGCAGUUAAUUUGGAGAGGAAGCUAAUGGAGUGAGUUUGCUUCCUUGGAGAUAGAUGGCCCCUUCUCUUCUGGGUUUUCAACGUUUCUGAUUACAUGACAAAUUUUUGGGAGAAAUCAUGUCAGCUCAUUUUAUGGUUGUUGAUGUUGAUCUUUUUUGUACAAUUUGGGACAUUGUUGAGAUGAAAAUACCAAGGGCUACUACACUUUGCUCCUGCUGGAA